CAAGAUGAGCAUGACAGAUAUCCUCUCCCCUAAGGACAUCGAAGCAGCUCUGUCCAGCUGCAAAGCUGCUGGCAGCUUUGACUACAAGACCUUCUUCUCCAAGGUUGGCUUAUCUCGCAAGACUCCUGACCAGAUCAAGAAAGUUUUCAGUAUCCUCGACCGGGACAAAAGUGGCUACGUAGAAGAAGAUGAGCUUCAGAAAUUCCUGCAAAACUUUGCCCCCGAUGCCCGAACUCUGACACCUGAUGAGACCAAGAGUUUUCUCACAGCUGGAGAUUCUGAUGGUGAUGGCAAAAUUGGAGUGGAUGAAUUCCAAAGUAUGACGAAGUCAUAAAUGGCAUUAGACCAAAAGGCAACAUAUGGACUGACUUCAGAUUUUCUUCCAGUAAGCACCUCCUUGGCACA
This is a messenger RNA of Vombatus ursinus (common wombat), 405 nucleotides long. RefSeq names its product parvalbumin, thymic-like. NCBI's taxonomy places the organism in Eukaryota, Metazoa, Chordata, Mammalia, Diprotodontia, Vombatidae. Gene Ontology annotation, cellular component: nucleus; cytoplasm. Gene Ontology annotation, molecular function: calcium ion binding. The coding region runs from base 5 to 334 and encodes 109 amino acids. The transcript is spliced from 4 exons. The record is from RefSeq and is a predicted model, not a curated record.